Molecule: messenger RNA, 419 nt
Organism: Auanema sp. JU1783
Lineage: Eukaryota; Metazoa; Nematoda; Chromadorea; Rhabditida; Rhabditidae
Source: the annotation of a GenBank genome assembly
AUGUUACGAAUUAACAACCUCGGUUGCGCAACGCGUCAACAAUUCGAAGAGUUUUGGAUUUCGUUUUUCGGUGUAUUAUCGUUAACGCCAACCGGUGCAGAAGUUAAUGAAAACAAUAUCGAUCAGAUUCUCAUAAGCUGUGAAGCAAUCAAUAUGUUGACUGAAAUGUUACAAGGAGCUCAUGAAGGAAAACAGUUCAAGCAAUUACCCGAACCGGAUGGAGAAGAUGAAGAAGAAGAGAAACAGAGAGUUCGAGGUGAAGAAGCAAUGAUAUCACUUGAGAGUAAAGAAGCAUCUAUAUUGGAUAGCCGAAUGAAUAUACUUUUUUCGAAGAGCUCUAAGAACGAAGGGAUAACAUUCACUGAACCACUAGACACGACAUCCUGCUUAAGAGCUCUUUUCGAAAACUAUUCGCACUG